This is a messenger RNA of Nerophis lumbriciformis (worm pipefish), 3552 nucleotides long. NCBI's taxonomy places the organism in Eukaryota, Metazoa, Chordata, Actinopteri, Syngnathiformes, Syngnathidae. The record is from RefSeq and is a predicted model, not a curated record.
GGAAUGCCAGUUCCCGAGCAGAGCCCAGUGAUGGAGGAGGGGCUUCUGCUUACCUCCCGCAGCCGUUCGACCGGCCGCAGUAUGGAGACGAAAAACAUGGCCAACAAUAUUCUGGCAUCUGUCAAAGAACAGGAACUCCAGUUUGAGAGGCUAACGCGGGAGCUGGAAGUUGAGAGGCAGAUUGUGGCCAAUCAACUGGAAAGAUGUAGACUCGGGGCAGAGUCGCCGGGUGCUGGAAGCAGCAGCUCGUCUGAGAAGUCCCUGCCUUGGAGAACUCCCGACAUCCACGCCCCAGGGGAACUCCAGUCACGGCUCGCCGAAAGCUCCCAGUCCCCAAGUUACCGCAUCAGGCUCGAGUCGGAGCAGUUGUCUCCAUACUCUCCGGAACAGUCCUCCCCCCAUGAAAGUGAGGGGUCCACAGGGAACUCGCACAGUUCAAUUCAGAUGAACUCGUACUCAGACAGUGGUUACCAGGAUGCGACCACCGUCUACCACAGCAACCAGAAUGUGGUCAAAUCUGAGCUGAGGAUGCAGCACUCCUUCCCUGGCGCGAGUACAAGCACAAGCACCCCUGUGAAGACCGCCAGGGCGGAGGGGCAGGCCUCUGCACAGGUCCCAUCCGUGGGUGGAGCGGUACCGGGACGAGCGAUGCGGAGAGUUAGCUCAGUGCCUUCUCGCUCUCAGUCCCCGUCCCACGUCAGCAGCUUGUCACCCCCCCGUGGCUCCCUGCGCACCUCUGCCGGCAGCACCUACGGUUCGCCCAUUGUUACGGAACCCAAACCCCUCUCCUGCAUCUUCUCCACCACUUUACCUUCCUCCGCCAACCGCAGUGGAACCGGAGGCUCGCCUCUCUCAACUCAGAAAAACUCCCCUGCCGCACUACGACGGGUGGGUUCCGCCAACUCCAGACAGGGCAGCACGAGUCGGACAACCUCACCCUACCAGGGUUCGUCAUCGGGCCGCGUGGGCUCGCCUCUGACCCUGACGGACGGCUGUCAGAUGAGCAAGCAGCCCAGUCACUCGUCUCCGGUUCGAGCGAGCAUGGUGGCCGUACCCCAGCACUACAGCUCCACUCUGCCCCGCGGCGUAAUCCAAAACGCUGACCCUUACAGGCCGCAGGGGUACGACGUUUACGAGCGGAGGACGCGGCCUAACAGUCUCGCAGACGCUCUAGUGGAUAAUGUUCAAGGCAUGCGGAACACAUACGCCAGUCAGCACAACCAGUUGGCCCAUGACUUGAGGGCUACCAUAUCUCCAGAGCGCCGUAUUGCGCCCAUCUUUGAGGACCGCAUGUAUCAAGCCCCGUUGUACCACACGCAACAAGGAACCAUCUGCAGGAGCAGUUCAGGUGUGGGGAGUCUCCAGCGGACGUCAAGUCAACGCAGUGCCAUGACCUACCAAAGAACCAACUUGGCUCUUAACUCAGCCGCCACCUACGCGGAUCCGUAUCGCUCGGCGCAGUAUCGGCCGUGCGAUUCCAACUACAGUCGACAGGUUGGCAUCAUGGAUGAUCCCACCCGCUCACCCUCAAUAGACAGCAUCCAGAAGGACCCCAGAGAGUUUGCUUGGCGCGACCCAGAGCUGACAGAAGUGAUUCACAUGCUGCAGCACCACUUCCCAUCCGUGCAGGCCAACGCAGCAGCUUAUUUGCAGCACCUCUGCUUUGGCGAUAACCGAAUUAAGGCUGAGGUGUGUCGGCUCGGCGGCGUCAAACACCUUGUUGACUUGCUAGACCACAAAGUGCUAGAGGUCCAGAGGAACUCCUGUGGAGCUCUGAGGAACCUGGUGUAUGGAAAAGUCAUGGAUGAAAACAAAAUCGCUCUGAGGAACGCGGGUGGCAUACCGGCUCUGCUCCGACUGCUGAGGAAAAGCGUUGACGCAGAGGUGCGAGAACUCGUCACAGGGGUGCUGUGGAACCUGUCGUCGUGCGACGCCGUCAAGAUGACAAUCAUCCGCGACGCCUUAACCACCCUGACCAACACUGUGAUCAUCCCCCACUCGGGAUGGAGCAGCUCCACCUUCGAAGAGGACCACAAACUUAAAUUUCACUCGUCGCUGGUGCUGAGAAACACGACAGGCUGCUUGAGGAACCUGAGCUCAGCUGGCGAGGAGGCCCGAAAACAGAUGCGCACCUGUGAGGGUUUGGUUGACUCACUGCUCUACGUCAUCAAAGCCUGUGUCAACACUUCAGAUUUUGACAGCAAGAUAGUGGAAAACUGCAUUUGCACGUUAAGGAACCUGUCCUACCGUCUGGAGCUGGAGCUGCCUCCGUCACGCUUGAUCGGAGUGCAAGAGGUCGACGCCAUUCUGGGAAGCGAAUCGCCAAGCAAAGACGUCAGCUCCAGUUGCUGGGGGAGGAAAAAGAAGAAGAAAAAGAACUCGCAGGAAGACACUUGGGAUGGUGUGGGACCCAUCCCAGGUUUCUCCAAGCCACCCACAGGUGCUGAAAUGCUGUGGCACCCCGCGGUAGUGAAGCCUUACUUGACGUUACUUGCCGAGAGCUCCAAUCCUUCCACUCUGGAGGGCGCUGCCGGGUCACUUCAGAAUCUGUCCGCCGGCAACUGGAAGUUUGCAGCAUACAUCCGUGCCGCAGUACGUAAAGAGAAAGGACUUCCCAUCCUUGUAGAGCUGUUGCGGAUGGAUAACGACCGGGUGGUGUGUUCGGUGGCCACCGCACUGAGAAACAUGGCGCUGGACGUCCGGAACAAAGAGCUCAUUGGGAAGUACGCCAUGAGAGACCUGGUCAACCGCCUCCCCGGGGGAAAUACCACCUUGCUGUCGGACGAGACGGUGGCGGCCAUCUGUUGCACCCUGCACGAGGUCACAAGCAGGAACAUGGAGAACGCCAAAGCGCUGGCAGACACGGGCGGCAUCGAGAAGCUAGUCAACAUCACCAAGGGCAGAGGAGACAGGUUUUCUCUGAAAGUGGUCAAAGCGUCCGCCCAGGUGCUAAACACAUUGUGGCAGUACAGAGAUUUACGUGCCAUCUAUAAGAAAGAUGGAUGGACCCAAAACCAUUUCCUCACUCCUGUAUCCACACUCGAGCGGGACAGGUUCAAGUCGCAGCCCACCCUCCCCACCAACAGUAAUCAGAUGUCCCCCCUUAACCACCCUGCCGCCAGCGCCAUGUCGUCUCCCGCCGUUCGUGAUCACACCCUGAGAGAUUAUCAGAGAGCACAGUCAACUAUGCAGUUUUAUAACUACCAAGUGGACAACAGUAUUCACAAAAUUCAGUAUACAGGGUCUGGAAAGCCAUCGCCGUAUUACUACCCGUCACCCACACGGGAGGAGCCCAGAAGAACACAGCCUCUGUACUACGCUGACGAGGUCGGGAGAAGGACUUACGACCCGUACAGGAUGUACUUGCAGCAUCCGCACGGCUACGACGACGCCUACGCGGACGAGGUCCUGGCUUAUGUGCCCGCCAUGGACUACGGCGGGCAGACUCACACGCUAAAGGCCACCAACAACUACGUGGACAUUUACGCCAGCACGCGCAGGCCCUCUUACCGGGCCGAGCAGUACCCGGGAUCCCCCGACUCGUGGGUCUGA